UAAAUUUCUCUCUUUUGGCAUGGUAUAAUGGCAAAUUCUCAGCGCACCAAUGAAGCGGCCAUCCUACCGACUUCAAACAUGUCCAACGAGGAAAAAGCCCUCGUGUGCAAGAAGGCGGGAUGGUUCGGAAAAAAAGAUGUCCCCCCACCAGUGUCAGUCGAACCCGUCAUGGCUCCUCCAUUAUAUGCCGACUUGGGCAAGAAGGCCAACGACGUCUUUAACAAGGGCUACCAUUUCGGUCUCUUGAAGUUGGACUGCAAGACGAAAACGGCUGGAGGCGUCGAACUCAGCACCGGUGGAAACUCAAAUCAAGACAGUGGCAAGGUCUUUGGCUCUUUGGAAACCAAAUAUAAGGUCAAGGAUCCCAACGUUACCUUUACCGAACGUUGGACCACUGACAACAAUCUCUUCACAGAAGUCAGUGCCCAAGAUUACUUCCUUAAUGGUCUCAAGACCGCCGGAAACGUCACUUUCCAACCGCCAACUGGUGCCGUUAAAGGGCAAAUAAAGUUGGCUUACAAUCAAGAAAAAGUAGCGUUGAACGCUGAUUUCGAUGUCGACAAGGAUAAGCCGUUGAUCAACGCAGCCGCAGUUGUUGGUCAUCAAGGUUGGUUGGCCGGUUACCAGGCCGCCUUCGACGUCAACGAUGUCAAACUGACCAAGAAUAACUUUGCCCUCGGCUUCCAAACAUCAGACUUCACUAUCCACACAUCUGUCGAAUGUCCUAUGCCAUCCGAUUCUGACGGGACCGACGAUGGUGGCGAAAACGAAAACGAAAAUGACGAUGCCAAUGACGGGGAUGGGAGCAGUAGUGACGGUCAAAUUUUCAAGGGGUCAUUCUACCAGAAGAUCAGUCCGAAAUUGGAGUCGGCAGUACAAAUAGCGUGGAAAUCCGACAACCAAGAGACGCAGUUCGGGCUUGGUACAUCCUACAUAAUCGACCAAGAUGCGUCCCUGCGCGCCAAAGUCGACAACAAAUGUUUGGUGGGGCUUGGCUAUCAACAGAGGCUUCGUGAAGGCGUUGUACUGACACUGUCUCUUUUGGUGGAUGGUCAGAAUUUCAACAGUGGGGGACAUAAAAUCGGUAUGGCUUUGGAGUUGGAGGGUUAAAACACAAAAUUUUCAUUCGUUCCACGUACUACUGUAUUAGAGAAAAACGUCGCCACAAGUACUACUGUGCUGUUGUAGAUAAAUUUUGUUUGUAAUGGUAUUAUUAGGUUACGUAAUAAAGUCUACAUUAAUUAAUGCCAUUUUUUAACAGUUUAAUUAAGUUUUUUUUUAAUGUAGCUAAUUUUGCUCCGGUGGAUUUUUUUUACUAUAUCUUAAGGAGUAUAUCACUAUCACAUUUGUUUUAUCUUGUCCAUGUGGAGGGCUACAUUCAAAUUUAAUCAAUUUUAUAAUUAUAAUUUUAACGCUUUACAUCAAGGUGUCCCUAAAGCGAAAUAAAAUAUGUAAUUUACAA
Messenger RNA from Aethina tumida (small hive beetle), 1462 nucleotides. Its product is annotated as voltage-dependent anion-selective channel. The record is from RefSeq and is a predicted model, not a curated record. The transcript is spliced from 5 exons. Gene Ontology annotation, biological process: monoatomic anion transmembrane transport. Gene Ontology annotation, cellular component: mitochondrial outer membrane. Bases 28 to 1110 code for a protein of 360 amino acids. Gene Ontology annotation, molecular function: voltage-gated monoatomic anion channel activity. NCBI's taxonomy places the organism in Eukaryota, Metazoa, Arthropoda, Insecta, Coleoptera, Nitidulidae.